ACAAGACCAACAACAGAAGGAUCCACUGAGCUUUUGACUUUUCAACAUGAGUGGGCUAAAUGAUCAAGGGUACAAAGGCGCCUCAGAUGUGAACGAAAGGAGGAUUGUUCUGGUUGGGAAGACUGGAGUGGGGAAGAGCGCAGCAGGAAACACCAUCCUCGGGAGAGAAGCCUUCGAGUCAGACCUGUCUCCAUCUUCACUGACGGCUGAAUGCCAGAAAGCCAAAGGAGUCAUUGAUGGUCGAAAAGUUGCCGUUAUCGACACUCCGGGGCUGUUUGACACAAAUUUCACCCAAGAAGAAGUGUUGAAUAGGAUCAAGAUGUGUAUCUCUCUGUCUGCUCCUGGUCCUCAUGCCUUCCUGGUGGUUCUUCAACUGGGCAGGUUCACCCAGGAAGAGAAGGAAACGGUCAAGAUGAUUCAGACCACUUUUGGUGAAGAUGCAGCCAAAUACACAAUGGUGCUGUUCACACAUGGAGACCAGCUGAAGAACCAAACCAUUGAGGGCUUUAUUUCAGAGAGUCCUGACCUGAAAGUUCUCAUUAAAACAUGUUACAAUAGAUAUCACGUUGUUAACAAUGAAAUCAAAGAUGCCCAACAAACCAGUGAGCUCCUGGACAAAAUUGAGAAGAUGACCAUGGCUAACGGUGGAAGCUACUACACCAAUGCAAUGUUCAUGAAAGCAGAGGCAGCCAUAGAGAAGGAGAAAGAGCGACUUCUAAAGGAGAUGGAAAACCAGAGACAGAAAGAGCUGGAUGAACUGAGAGCCAAAUAUGCAGGAAUGAAUUCAGGAAGGGCCUACUACAGGGAGGAGAAGUGGGUGCAUAUGAGAUACGAGCAUGAAGCUAGAUCUCGAGCCGAAAAAUCAAACGAGUUCACCUCAGCACCAACAAUUGCUAUAGCAACCGCCUGCGGUGCUGCCAUUGGAGGCGUGCUUGGAAUUGCAGCAGGUCCACUCGGUUUGGCAGUUGGAGUUGCAGCUGGAGCAGCUGUUGGAGCUUCUGUUGGCGCUAUAGUAGUGAGAGUCUCAGAUCGCUGCAAUGUGCAAUAAGAAAGAUACAGGAGAGUUCAAUAAUUAAGUUUGCAUUUUUUUAUUUCCACAAAAGUCCUGGUCAUCUAGAUAAGCAUAAUCUGCUUCUGCAUCUAAGAAAAAAAAUCUCUGCACAUGUGAUUUACAUUAAGGAUGACUUUCAUAAUCACUUUUCAUCACUAAAUGAUGUAAUUAGUACCUGUAUCAGAGACAGCUAAUGAACUUGUAUAAUGCUGCAUCUUUAACAAGAUCUUCACUUUACAUUAUGAACAUAAUUUAAUGCUAUUACCUAAUGACUGAUGGAGCAUACGUUUGUAGCAUCUAAAAUAAUUCUGUUAAGCUGUGUAGGGGGAUCCUGUACAUUAAUAUCAUGAACCAAACAGCUGUAUGAAGGACAAAAGAACUAGUGUUGUUAUUGUUGUUGUUGUUGUUUUUGUCCAUAAAGGUGUACAUGUAUGUGGAUGUGAGCAACCUAGAAUGUGUGGUGGCCUGGUCAGUCUGCAUGACAAAAGGACUCUAAAAUUUGUUUCAUGUGCCAGGUGUUCAUACUGAAUUCCACAUGCUUGGUCCUGUGGUCAGUCACCAGUGAAAACUGGAAAUACACUGCUAUUUAAAGUGGCAGUAUCAGGGUCCACAGACUAGCUCUGCUGUGCUUUCAUUGUAUUAGCUUUCAGUUGUGCUUUUUUUAAAUCUGUAAAUCAAGUCAAAUCAAAUGUUCUCUGUAAAAAAAAAAGACUAAACAAAC
Acanthochromis polyacanthus (spiny chromis) is the source of this 1772-nucleotide messenger RNA. RefSeq names its product GTPase IMAP family member 9-like. The transcript has 2 exons. Bases 47 to 1048 code for a protein of 333 amino acids. NCBI's taxonomy places the organism in Eukaryota, Metazoa, Chordata, Actinopteri, Pomacentridae. The record is from RefSeq and is a predicted model, not a curated record. Gene Ontology annotation, molecular function: GTP binding.